UUUUUUUUAUAUUAUUACAUAAUAUUUCAGGACAGUAAAAUUUUCCCGUUUUUUUUUAUUAAUAAUAAUCAUGUUUCUAUAUUAAAAUUAGUUUAUUGCCCCUUUUUUUAUAUAUUAUAAAUGUUAUAUUGCAAUGGAAAAAAUCCCCCCAAAACAAGCUUAUAUUAACACAAGUCAAAAUAGAACAGCUAAUCAUAUAGAAAAUAACAAACAGCAGCUUUUGGCUAAACAGCAAGCAGAGAGUUUGAAGAAAAGUUCAAAUAGACUUCAUAAGCCAGAUGAGGAGCAAGCAUUACUAGCUAAACAACAAGCAGAAAGGCUAGGAGUAUAUUCUAGGCGAUUACAUGAGCCAGAUAAGGAACAAGCAUUACUAGCUAAACAGCAAGCAAAAAGGCUAGGAGUAUAUUCUAGGCGAUUACAUGAGCCAGAUGAAAAGCAAGUAUUAUUAGCACAAGAGCAAGC
This is a messenger RNA of Cokeromyces recurvatus, 462 nucleotides long. RefSeq lists its product as uncharacterized. The annotation marks the transcript as partial. Lineage: Eukaryota; Fungi; Mucoromycota; Mucoromycetes; Mucorales; Mucoraceae. The record is from RefSeq and is a predicted model, not a curated record. The transcript has 2 exons.